AUGUUGAAUCAAAAAUUGUUAUCGACUGAAGAUUUAUCUAAACGCAGCUUGCACUCUCAUGCACAUGUAUCUGUAUCAAGAGUAGCCAAUCCUGCUGGCCUCAGUCAUCACCAGCCGGUCCCACAUAAACAGAAAUCAUCAACAAAUGGCAAAUCUCGAAUAAUAAUUCAUAGAGCUAUUCGAUCAUCCGAUAGCAAGAGUCGUUCAAUACAAAACAAAGCCAUCAAUUCUAAUGUCGAUGCAUAUUCAAUACCCACUAUUCUACCAGCUCGUGAUCGUCAAAAUACAGUAAAUCAUUCUGAUGUUAGUAUAGGUUCAACUGAACACGUACAGCAUGUCUCACCAUCGUUAUCGUAUAAUGGUUGUCUUUGUAACUUUGUACGAUGUAGAUGUGCGUGGGCUUUAUGUUGUCCAUGUUUACCUCUAUCUUUACUUACUGCUAUUCUAUUAAGUACAGUUAUUGCUGCAGUACUUGCAGGUAUUUUCAUUAAAUCAAAGACAACAACAUCGGCAUCUAUAACUGAUGUCACGACGACAGCGAUCAGUACUACUCUCACGACAGCCACUGAAACAACUACAACAUCUGCUACAUGUAUUACACCAACCAGCACUGCUCUUUCUUAUAAUACUACUACCAGCGUUUACACGUUGGCAACAUACAAUUAUACAGCUUCAUACACAGGUUUUGUUGUGCUUGAAUUUGGCUUUAAAGGACAAACUGGAAGUGAAUAUUGGUAUCUAGACGAUGUUAGUCUUGUGGACACUAAUACAUUCAAUUCAGAAAUGUUAGUUAAUGGUAAUUUUGAGAACGGUACUACAAACGGAUGGCAACUGUUAUGUACUUCAAAUUGUCAAUCAGCAGCAGGAGUCAUCGCAUAUAAUACAUCAUGUUAUACAGGCUUAUUUUGCUAUACAGAUGGCUGUAAAAAUGGAUUUGAUUUUUUACAACAAGCAUUUAAUACGACAAUUGGACAUGUGUAUACACUCAGUUUUUGGAUAAGAACCGAUACAAAACCCCAACAAUAUGCAUUUGUUAGGUUCUUUUAA
Messenger RNA from Adineta steineri, 1047 nucleotides. The record is from the annotation of a GenBank genome assembly. Lineage: Eukaryota; Metazoa; Rotifera; Eurotatoria; Adinetida; Adinetidae.